AUGUCGUCCACAUGCAGCGAGGACUAUCAGACAGCUUCGGAAGGCCUAGACCGCGCCACUCCCAGCCAGUGGAAAGCCGUCCUCCAACGCAAUGGAAUUGAGAAAGCGGCGUCUCCCGACAUAACCAAUCCAUUCAUGGUCAGCCAACUGAGAGCGAACCUCGAGCACCAUAAGAAAACGUAUCCUCAGCCGGACGAGAACGCUUGGCCAAGCUGCUCCGGCCCCACAAAUCCCUUCACAUCGAUACAGCUCCGGAUGAUACACGGGUCUCAUGUAUACAACACUCGAUCGAAGAAGAGGAAGCUUGGAACCAAGCACCCUGCCCUGCAGGGCCCUGUGCUUGAACCCUGCGGGUCAAGCAACCGAAACCGUUCCAUAUAUCAUGGUGAUCCCAGGAAACGAGGCGGCACUGUUCAGCCACUUGGACUGCGUUCCGCUGCCGGUGGCAAGCCAACGAAGUUGGGCCGCUAUCUUAAUCACAACAAGCCAAGGAAGCAGGUCCGCAUUAUUUCUCAAAGCAAGCCGAACAAGGGGAACCGCACCCAAGUUCUCGAGCGCGGCGAGUCCAGCAAGCAGGGCUCGCGUGCAGGUGCUCAGCUGAGAACACGCGGCUCUCCGCUAGUCGGGCCUCCAGUCUGCCGGCAGAGCAUCACAAGGGCAACUCUCAAGGUAGAAGGGUGCCUCAACAUCAGCACUCAGAAAAUUGGGCUGUUAGAGGAGCACGUUCUCCACACCGCGAGCGAGGUAGCUCUCACCCAGUCGCAGCAUGACUUUGGCAUCAGAUUACGCAUUGCCAAGCUGCCAUCAGAAGAAGCGUGGGAAGCAUUGAGCUGGCCACUUGAACUGGACUUCUUCUUUGAUCCCAACAGCGAUGCCGUGCUGGUCGUCAACAAUACAAUACUGGCAACGCGGGAGUUGCUUCUCAUCAAGCAGCUGUCAACGGCGCCUAAGAAAAGGCCGACCAAGAUCGGUGCUUUCGAAAAGGCAGCCCUCGAGUCCUCAUCCUCAUAUAGCUUUUUCGUGUCGGAUAGACAUAUGUUCGACAUCACUGUCCUCCCACGACGCUAUGUGGCCUCAACUUCGGCGCCUCUAAGACUGCUGACGCAAGGCGGUAAAAGGACAGUUGAUAUGCUGUCGCAGCAAGCCGUCCCGUCGGCAGCCAAGAGGAUGAAGACGAGAGCAAUGCACGGCCAGUCUAAAGGCAAGGAGAAAGGGAAAGAACCAAUGGCCUGGUGGGAAGAGACGGAAAAGGAAACAAGCCACCUGGCCAAGAACAAGGGCAAAGGAAAGGGUAAGGCAACCGACGAACCGAGUAACUCAAAGGAGACAACAAGCGGACAAGACACACCGGACAGACAAGAGACAACCGACGCAUCGAAGGCAUCCACCGCCAUUCAGACGCGGUCAUCCACUGAGCUCGUUUUUGCAAGCGCUUCUCCAUUUCCCAGCGGUUCGGAUCUUCGAGCUGGAUACAUCUCAACUGCCAAACAUCCGUUGAGCGAUCUUCCACAUAAUGCUUCCAUCAAGAUUGCCAAUGCCACCAGGGAGGAAGAUUACACGCUCAUCCGCAGGGACAUGAUCGCAAACCAACCCUAUACCGUGGUUUUCAAGGCUCACCAUUCCAAGUUUUCUGGACAGCUGGUAGCGGUCAAAAUAUGGCACAGUGUCUUCGAUCUCGAUUUUGUUCCCAAUGCGGGCGUGAGGGUUAUAUCCCAAGUCAGCGAGCAUUUCAUACGCGAGGUGAGAAAUCACACGAAAGUGAACGAGCAUAGCACAUCGAUGCGCGUGACCUGGCCAAAUUUCGCCAUCGUGGAAAGAAUCCCCACUGCACUCGUCCACAAUGACAUCAAGCCGUCGAAUAUCCUCUACACUCAGGAUAGGGGCCCUGUCCUUAUCGAUUUUGGGUGGUCGUCUGACCCGGAGACUGUUCAUGUCGCGGGAACCCCUUGGUAUAUCCCGCCCGAAUACCCAAGGGAAGGUUCGCGCGGUCCAGCGGGUGACAUCUUUGCCUUCGGCGUUGUCAUGCUGUUUCUGAUGCGCAAGAUCCCCCUCCCUGAGCUUCUGUCACCACCGUUGAAAUGGCAGAUCGGUCACCUGCGGUCGAAGGGUCCCGAAGCCCUUGCAGCUAUGGAAACUAUGACUAGAUGGGUACGGAUCGUUGAGAAAGUUGUGGAUGAGCUUAGAAAUGUUUGCGAUGAGAGUGGUGGUGGGAUAAUAGAAGACGUCGUCAGUCGUAUAGCAGAGCCUAGAGGCGAACGUAGACUGACAGGGCCUGAGAUGAUUUGGAUGUUGGAAUUGACCAUUGAAGGGAGUGGCUAG
This is a messenger RNA of Trichoderma citrinoviride, 2319 nucleotides long. Its product is annotated as kinase-like protein. The record is from RefSeq and is a predicted model, not a curated record. Gene Ontology annotation, cellular component: plasma membrane. Gene Ontology annotation, molecular function: protein kinase activity; ATP binding. The transcript is spliced from 3 exons. NCBI's taxonomy places the organism in Eukaryota, Fungi, Ascomycota, Sordariomycetes, Hypocreales, Hypocreaceae. Bases 1 to 2319 code for a protein of 772 amino acids. Gene Ontology annotation, biological process: protein phosphorylation.